Messenger RNA from Babesia ovata, 4884 nucleotides. RefSeq lists its product as uncharacterized. Lineage: Eukaryota; Apicomplexa; Aconoidasida; Piroplasmida; Babesiidae. The transcript has 2 exons. The coding region runs from base 1 to 4884 and encodes 1627 amino acids. The record is from RefSeq and is a predicted model, not a curated record.
AUGGCGUUCUUGCAUGGAGUUCUUGAGAGUGUGAAAGAUGAUGAGAGCGUUACAAAAUAUGAUAAAAAUAAUGUUCCUAAUAUUGAUAAUGUUAUUACCACUUUACAUAAUAAUGUAGGUAAAGGCCGUGAGGCCUUCCCGGACGCCGUGGAUAAGGUGGACGAAAAAACUACGGAUGUCUUCAUGGAAUUUAGUAAGUUUGGUCACACUAGCAUUGUAGAGAAAAUUAAUUCCAUUUUAGGUAAUCAAGAUCGGAAGCUCCAAGAUCAGUUGACCUCGUGGAGGUCAACGCUCACUGAACUAGCAGCACAAUUAGAUUCACUCAUAACUAAUAACGUUAAUGUCUUAGAUCCUGUGUUGCGUGAUAGAUUGAUGCAUAAGAUAGACGCUGUGAAAAGCGCCGUGCAGGUGCUGAAGGGGUCGGCGGAGCAGGGGGAGUUGCUAGGGAAGGUGAGGGAGGUGGAUAGGACGUUGGAGGAUAGUAAAAUAGAUCUCACUAACGUCAUAUCGCGUGAACACAUUGGCUUUUACAGUGCGUUGGAGAAGGAAUUUCAAGGAAUUAAUGAUGCUCUGUGGCACCUACAUACGUUAACGUUGAAAGAACAAUUUACCAGCAUAAAAGACGCCAUUGCAUUGGCGAGGAUGGCGGUUGAUUCGUUCGAUGCAGAGUGUAAAAGUACUGUUCUAUGGCAUUUUGACGAUAUUAAAGGCCAUGUGGAGAAAUAUACUGCUUCAAGCACGACGCUUACGACUAAUUUUAAAAGUGUGAAGGAUAGUGUUGAAGUGCUAGAAGAAAAGGUGAUUCGGGACUUGGAUACAAUGAAAAAUAAUAUUAAGAAACAAUUGAAGGCGUAUGUUGAAAAUGGGUUGGGAACGCACAUUAAGAAUGCACUGACGCCGCUCACUGAUCACAUUGCGAAGGAUGAGACGACCCCUGGCUCUCUGGAUAAGUUUAUUAAGCAAGUCAAACAGUAUGCAACGGAAUUUCCGGUGAGAUUCCAGAAGAAGAUUGAUGAUAUGGUUGGAAGAAUUGUGGAGAGUGACGGAUUGAAGAUGUAUUUAACGCAGUAUGUCAUGGGAAAAAAGGGCAGUGGGUAUGCGCGUUCAGACAUAACAAUGGAGAAAACAACAUUGACCAGGAAAGUUUCGGAGCAGCUUAAAGAAAUUACUGCAACGCCGAAACCUGGAAGCGCAAAAAAUGUUAAUGAUAAUAUGACGUCCAUUAAAGAGUAUCUCAGGAAUUACGCCGGGCAGGUUGAAGAAAAGCUUCGAAUGGUCAAUGAAAUCGUAAAGGUGCUUCCAAGCGUAAUGACACGGCAGCCUAACCCCAAUCCUCAACACGCCGAAUUCUAUAUGAAUAGGAUACUCCAAACCAUCCUCAUCGCUGUGCACUCGGCUGUGAAGAGCGCAGCCGAUGAGUUUGAAGAGUUCCUCCAGCAACCUGAUAUUGACAAACUGCAGGUCGCCAUAAGAGAUGUGAAGGAUGUUGGCAACAAAAUUGUGAAAAAGGUUAAAGAUACGACCUCUGGCAUGACGGACCAACUUGGACCGCUUGGCAAUCAAAUUCAAUCCGGAUUUGAAGAGAAAAUUAAUACGGCGAUUGGCAGGGACACCAGUGUGAUGGUUAGAACUUUAGGAACGUUGAUGGUAAAAUUCGUUGCAACCGAUCAGACAUUAAAAUCCGCCGUUGCUGUAGUGUCAGCUGAACUCGACAAUCUGAAAAACUUGCCUAAAAUCGUUUGCGAUGGAAAAGAACAAUCACAAAAGCUUAUGGCGCAGUUUAAGAAUGAUAUGAAUAACAAAAUAAAUUAUAUACAUGAGUUAGUGAGGAUAGCAGAAAGUACAUUGGACGCCGAAAUCCAAGGUGUCCAACAGUCCCUUCAGGUUGCCUGUAAAAAUACUAAAAAAGCCGCCGACCGGCUAAAAACAGAAGUAAUAAAAGAGGUCCAAAAUGCCUUCGCUGAACUCACCAAACAAGUCCACUCCCUCUUCGCCGAGCAGCACAUCGCGGACCUGCAGGCGCUGCAUACGCUGGUUGAGCGAAAAUUGGAGGAGGUGAGAGAGAUUAUUAGAGUGGACAAACAAAUUGGUGUUAAAGGUUUGCUAAAGAAAAUGAACGGUAAUAGAGAGACGCUUGAAGAAAUUAAAAAUAAUGUUGAUCCGUCAAAAAUCAAAACACCGGAAGCCAUUAAAAAAUUCCCAGUUGUCGCCUCCGAUCUCAAGGAUUUCCAAGACUCUCUCCUACAAUAUAUCCAGAACCAAGUAGGCAUUCCAAGUGCAGAUAUAUCCAGGCCUCCAGCACCAACUAAGGAGUCCCAGUUGGUGUCGAGCAUUAAGACCAGACUGGACACUUUACUGGACUACCUUAAAAACCAUAAUGAUAUUACCAAUUUAGAUCAGUCCAUUAAAAAACGUAUUUACAUAUUUGAUGAACAAUCUGACAAAUACCUUACCGAAUUAAAUGCUUCCAUCUCCGCCCUCUCCCCCUCCAAGUUCCACGGCUUCCACAACCCGCUGCUCCUCGACGCCCUCAAGGCCGGCAUGACGCAAUUCACCGCGGAACUCUCCCACGCGUACGUUAACGCUUAUAGCGGUCAAAAGCGUACAGAUGACUGGGUGGAAAAUAAGCCAGUUAAAUCUGGUGAAGUCCAGAAAACCCCUCCCGAAACCCAGUUAACCACCGAGGGCCGCAACUGCGCCAAGGUCUGCCUGACCAUACUGGAGACGGUGUUCCAUGACCUUAAUGAUUUAAGAAUAGAUUGUAAAAGUGAUGGUCAUUGGAAUAAUAAACAAAUUUACUUGUAUGAGACUGACACUAAAUUAGAAAAUCCCCUCGGCCAGUGGUUCAUGGACCAUGGUUUCACGGUGCCGCAAGAUGAGAACACGCAAGAUGGCGACUUGAACCGGAAUAAAACAGGCGGCAAUAUACAUGAAUUAAUCGUAAGCAGGAGUAAUUAUAAUUGUGUCUUCCGAGAUGACGAUGCCAAGAAAGAUAGAUACGGUUCACUGCGGAAGCUCCACUAUUACCUUGACACAUUUUACGAAGUCACACACCUAGAACAUAUAGACGGCGCAAAGGCUCCGUGUAACAUUUACCAAAUGCUUACAUGGCUGCUCGGAUUGUACUAUAAUCCGAUGUAUAAGAAAGUUGGUGAAUAUGUUAAGACGCUGUUCCCUAAACCUAUAAAGGAUGACAAGAGGGAUUACAAGGACAUUCCUACCGAGGAAUUAAAUCUUCCUGCCACCUCAUCAAUUACGCCUAAAGAAGUAAAAUUCAAACUAUUACAAGUUUGCUUCCUGGCCGAAAAGAUACUUACCAGUAUCCUCGGCCACGGCCACGCUGACGGCAUAUAUGCCGUUGACUUUUACACUAACAAAUAUAAUUUACUCUACCCUAACAGUGCUAGUGUCUGUUUUGAUAUGCUUAUAGAUAUAUUGAACAGGGUGAAUCACCAACUUUCGUUCUUAUUGGUUCAGUGUCAGCGUGCAUCAGACGAUAUUAGUUGGGCCGACUGCUGGUACGGCAGGGACGUCGCUGGGUCCGACUGGAAGUGCAACACUCUCCAAUGUCCCAACCAAAUAGGCAGCCAACCAUGUAACCAAAAGUGUGACCAAACGGGUGACCAACAUCCAAACUGCGGCGUAAAAUCACCGUUACAAUCCUUCCUGGAGGACGGGUUACAGGGCUUCUUGCCGCAUCAGUUUAAAUCUCCAGGCUGCAAACUGGAAUGUACUCUGUCUAACCACAGAGGUCUUCCAUGUAAGACGCCAAUGGGUUUUACAGACAUAAGUAAUAUGGCGUCGCACAGGAAGAGGGGCGUAGAUCUCAAAAAUGUCCUAGCCGAACUCUGCGGACGAUACAACAAGCCCCUCAGUCUCCUAUGCUCUUUCUUCACAUGCCUAUUGCAGCGAACGCCUCAGACGUUAGAUGAUUUAUUCUCGUUUUACUACAACUUCAUCGUUGGUUGGGGUAAGAAUGGCAUAGAGCAUAAGAGCAUUGCGUUCCAACAGGCAGUCAACGGUGCCUACUUCGGGGAGCAAUAUUCCGACUUGGACAUUAGUCCGAUAUUUAAGAGCAGUGACCAUUGUCCUAAGCCUGGCGACCAGACUGGUAUCCAGAAAAGUACACACCUCAGCGGUGACCUUUUUAGUCUUUACAGUUGUGAUUAUGAAGCAGAGUCUGAAAUUACUUGUGGCCGUUACCUGCAGCCUAUGGGUCUCAACACAUGGCUUGUAUUUUCGAAACAGAACGCUGGUAAGUACCUCUCUUGGAUUGUGUACUUGACUGAAACCUUUUACGAUUUGCUUGAGAAGCUCUUGAAAGAAUGUUGCGACAAUUGCAAUAAACCAGGAACGAAAUGCUACAUAAAAAGUUGUGAUGUGACAUGUAAGGUAAAGGCCGCUUACGAAUCUGAUGACACCGCUAAGGAUCUGAAAAAUAAGCAUCACAUGUCAGACUGCAAAUCAAUUGCAAAUUGCCCACUCACUAGGCCAACGUUAUGCAAAUACGGAUUUGUGUUUCAGAGCCCACACAAUCUCAGUGGAAAUGAAGACGUCACUAUGAGACGUACGUGCAAAGAUUUCUGCCAAACACUAGAAAGGGUGCUAAGCAAAGAGAAAGAUAAGAAUGAUGUGCUCGCAAAAUUAAUUUAUGAAACAAUUCCCAAAUUCUUAUGGGACAUCAGAAGUAAAUUCUCCUACCUCUUACUCGCCCUCUGGUCGCUGUCGCUCCUGUACCUGCUGCACAUCGCCGUCGUCCGCCUCGACGUCCUGAGGAUACGCUCACACCUGAGAUCACCCUCAAGCCACCGCAUCGCCGCGCAGUCCCUCCUCGCCGCCGCACGCGUCAGGGCACUCGCCAACGUCAAGUACUUCUCACCAUAA